Molecule: messenger RNA, 618 nt
Organism: Lycium ferocissimum
Lineage: Eukaryota; Viridiplantae; Streptophyta; Magnoliopsida; Solanales; Solanaceae
Exons: 2
Coding region: 1-618 (205 amino acids)
Biological process (GO): chromatin remodeling
Cellular component (GO): nucleus
Source: RefSeq, a predicted model, not a curated record
AUGAGUUUUUUUGUGAUUGAGAAACUUGAUGAAGACUGUAAGGUUUAUCAGAUAAGAGAAAGCUCCAGGCCUGUAGAUGCUAAUAUAACUUCUAGGUUGAGAGUAGGGUCUUUGAACAUUGGGACUUUAACGGGAAAAUCCAUAGAGCUAGUUAAGAUUCUUAAGAGGAGGAUAGUUAAUAUUGCUUGCGUCCAAGAGACUAAAUGGGUAGGACCUAAAGCUAAGGAUGUGGACUGGUAUAAGCUUUGGUUCUCGAGUAAGUCGGGAGACAGGAAUAGGGUAGGCAUCUUGGUUGAUAGUAAGCUAAGGGAUCAGGUGGUAGAGGCUAGAAGGGUCAAUGACAGGAUGAUGACAAUUAAGUUGGUCGUUGGAUGUUUCACCUUGAACAUUAUUAGUGCUUACGCGCCACAAGCGGGCUUGGACGAGGAGGUAAAGAGGCAUUUUUGGGAGGAUUUGGAUGAAGUGGUGGGAGGUAUACCGCCUACUGAGAAGUUAUUCGUAGGAGGAGAUUUCAAUAGACACAUUGGGUCUGUUUCGAGGGGUUAUGAUGAUGUGCAUGGGGGUUUUUGGCUUCGGAGACAGGAACGGAGGAGGAGUCUUACUUCUGGAUUUCGCUAA